This is a messenger RNA of Sebastes umbrosus (honeycomb rockfish), 1386 nucleotides long. Its product is annotated as nuclear receptor subfamily 5 group A member 2-like. The transcript has 6 exons. The record is from RefSeq and is a predicted model, not a curated record. Gene Ontology annotation, biological process: tissue development; regulation of transcription by RNA polymerase II; hormone-mediated signaling pathway. Gene Ontology annotation, cellular component: RNA polymerase II transcription regulator complex. The coding region runs from base 1 to 1386 and encodes 461 amino acids. Lineage: Eukaryota; Metazoa; Chordata; Actinopteri; Perciformes; Sebastidae. Gene Ontology annotation, molecular function: RNA polymerase II cis-regulatory region sequence-specific DNA binding; nuclear receptor activity; zinc ion binding.
AUGGAGUACAGCCCUGAUGUGUUUUUGGAGGAGCUGUGUCCAGUGUGUGGAGAUAAAGUCUCAGGGUACCACUACGGUCUGCUCACCUGUGAGAGCUGCAAGGGUUUUUUCAAAAGAACAGUUCAGAACAACAAGAAGUACACCUGUGCAGAGAACCAGGAGUGCACAAUAGAUAUAAGCCAAAGGAAACGGUGUCCAUUCUGCAGAUUUCACAAGUGUCUUCAAGUUGGAAUGAGAUUGGAAGCUGUUCGUGCAGAUCGGAUGCGAGGCGGCAGGAACAAGUUUGGCCCCAUGUACAAGCGUGAUCGUGCCCUCAAGCAGCAGAGAAAGGCUUUGAUUCAAGCAGGUGGAUUCAGAUUAGACGGCGGUCCACCUCUGGGCUCCUCAACCCACCAGAGAGAUUUGACCUUUACUGGUGGCCUCCACCCAGUUCCCGUCCUUCACAGCACCUCUCUACCCACAGCACAGAACGAUCGUAUCAGCUACCAGCCUCCCACACUGUGUUCACUCCUGCCAUCCAGCUCACCUGGUGCCACCCAGUACCAGUCCUUCUCAAACUGGACCAUCAAGUCAGAGCACGCCAACAACUGCGCAAGUCCACCGGGCUCUGCUGACGAGCUAUACUUAGGACCUUUCUCUCCACAAGGUCCCAGGAUGCCUCCGCUGGUGAUGGAGUUCUUGCGCUGCGAUCCAGAUGAGCUCCAGCUGCAGAAUAAGAUCACCGCUCGGCUCCUGCAGGAGCACGCGGCCUUGGAGAAGCACGGCAACCCCAGAACCUUCAGCCUGAUGUGCCUCAUGGCCGACCAGACGCUGUUCUCCAUCGUAGAGUGGGCUCGCGCAUCCAUCUUCUUCAAACAACUUAAGGUGAAUGACCAGAUGAAGUUGCUGCACAGCUGCUGGAGUGAACUGUUGCUCCUGGACAUCAUCUCCAGACAGGUCCUGUAUGGCAAAGAGGGCAGCCUGCUCCUGGUCACUGGGCAGGAGAUGGAGCUGUCCGACAUCGCCUCUCAUGCUGGUCUUUCCUUGGCCAGCCUGGUCCAGAGAGGUCAGGAGCUGGUUGAGAAGCUCCACAUCCUCAAGGUGGACCGCCAAGAGUUUGCCUGCAUCAAGUUCCUCAUCCUCUUUAACCCAGAUGUGAAACAGCUGGAGGAGCGUCAGUUCAUAGAGAGUGUGCAGGAGCAGGUGGAGGGAGCCCUGCUGGAGUACACGCUGUGCACCUCUUCUCACCUUCUCGGGCGCUUUGCUCAUCUACUGCUUUGUUUGUCCGAGUUGCGCUCUCUCAGCACCCUCGCUGAAGACUACCUGUACUGCAAACACCUGAGUGGUGAGGUGCCCUGCAAAAACCUGCUCAUUGAGAUGCUCCAUGCCAAGCGCAGCUGGGCAUGA